CUUAAAAUACACAUACAAAUAACGAGCAUCCAUGAUAGUUCAAGACGUGGUCGAAAGAUGUCUGUUGCCGAGGUCGGUUCAUAGACGUGUCCCUGGGGUUGCGGGAGGGAGUGGUGGACGCUGUUUGACACAACUGGAGGUCUAUGGAACUCAACCUGCUCCCGUCAGCGGUCGCGCCAAUAAUUCCACGUUGUUCGCUCACAAUCGCCCGUGGUUGCCCGCGGUCUGUCAUCUGCCGCUGUGUGGAUUCACCCGUCUGUGUGAGAGCGACCGGAUUCAACAAACUGAGUCUGUGUGAAAAGAAAGAUUUUUCCAGGACGUCAGGAGAGAGUCUUUCGCUUGGAGAUUGGUGAUGUCGUUCGGGAUGCCAUCUGGGAGCAGGAAUGCGGGGAAGGACAGGGGGGUUGCCACCCAUGAAGAUUCCCCUGCUACCUCCGGCGUGCACCCGGCAUUGGGUCUCCUGAGCCUUACACCCACAGCUGGGGCUCCUCAACCCCCUUCCUCCUCCUCCUCAUCCCCCUCCUCAUCCCCCUCAUUGCCCCGCAGCUCGCAGCUGCCACCCACUCCAGCCGUGUCCCCUGAUCCCGGCCGCCGACGAGAUGUCCCCGUCUCACCGCAACCCCUCCCCUCGCGGUCGUCCCCCGCCGUCGCCGACGGGGAAGGAGGUCCCGCCCUCACCUCCUCCCCCCUGCUCCUCGCCCCGCACCUUUGGAAAACCCCGUUCUGGAUCCUGGAGGACUUCCAGGCUCCCCGUCCCCUGCCAAAACUCAGCGCCCAGAGCUCGGGGCCGGCCCAGGAUAGGGCUCCGUCCGAGUCGGCCCAGCCUUCCCCGGGGCCCUACUACCCACUGGAGCCAGCGGACCUGGAGGCUUUCCGGAUCUUCCACCCACCGUCUCCCCCCAGGCUCCGGGACAGCGAGCUCAUGAAUGUACCUCCCCAGGACAUUGAGUUUUGGGGCCGUUUCUACUUCUCCGGGGCUGAACAGGCCCGGGAACUGCUGGAGCAGAGAGCCCGGGCCCAGAAGAUUCAAUAAAGGCCAUGCUCAACGUUC
Leucoraja erinaceus (little skate) is the source of this 1051-nucleotide messenger RNA. RefSeq lists its product as uncharacterized. The record is from RefSeq and is a predicted model, not a curated record. The transcript has 2 exons. Bases 353 to 1033 code for a protein of 226 amino acids. NCBI's taxonomy places the organism in Eukaryota, Metazoa, Chordata, Chondrichthyes, Rajiformes, Rajidae.